GACUCUGCUGUGGCGGGGUCCGGGGGCUCCGCAGAGCUCCCUGUGCCCGCUCCCCUCGGAGCGCGGCGCCGGGGGGGGGCGGCACAAGAUGGCGGCGGGCGCGGCGCUGCUGGCGCUGCUGCUCGCGGCCGCGGCCAUGGCCGCCCUGCUGUGGCGGCGCGGGGCGGGCGCUGCGGGCCGCGUCUGCGUGGCCGUGCUGGGCGACCUGGGCCGCAGCCCGCGGAUGCAGUACCACGCGCUCUCGCUGGCCCGGCACGGCCGCGGAGUCUCGCUGCUGGGUUAUCUCGAGAGCAGGCCGCACGGAGAUGUGCUGCGGAGUGACAAGAUACGGCUGGUGCCCGUGGCGGAGCUGCGGGGGCUGCGGGUUGGCCCAAAGCUUUUCCAGUAUGUCAUAAAAGUCAUCGUGCAGGCAGUACAGUUAUUGUACACAAUGCUGAAAAUAGAUCAGCCAUCCUAUAUUCUCCUUCAGCAGAAUCCUCCAGGCUUACCCAGUAUAGCUGUUGCCUGGGUAGCCUGUCUUUUCUGGAGAAGCAAACUGAUAAUUGACUGGCACAACUAUGGAUACACUAUCAUGAGUCUGAGUCAUGGAAGAAAUCACCCCCUGGUACAAAUUGCAAAAUGGUAUGAAAAGCUUUUUGGGCGUUUGUCUGACUAUAACUUGUGUGUCACCAACGCCAUGAGGGAAGAUCUGUGGGUGAAUUGCAACAUAAAGGCAGUAACACUGUAUGACAAGCCACCUGCUUAUUUUAAGGAAACACCAUUAGAGCUUCAGCAUCAGCUGUACAUGAAACUUGCCAAAGACUAUGAGCCUUUUAAACCACGUGCAGAGCCUGACAGUGAGAAUGCUGAGAGAUCUGCCUUCACAGAAAUGGAAGGGGAAAAUGGGCAAGUGGUAAAACCCCCAGGACGACCAGCCCUUCUGAUCAGCAGCACAAGCUGGACAGAGGAUGAAGAUUUUUCAGUCCUUUUAAAAGCUUUGGAAGAUUAUGAGCAGUAUGUCAAGGAGGGAGUCAGGCUUCCACCCCUCGUCUGUGUGAUCACAGGCAAAGGACCUCUCAAAGAGUACUACAAGGGACUGAUAAAUCAGCUGCACUUUAAACAUAUUCAGAUCUGCACACCAUGGCUGGAAGCUGAGGAUUACCCUCUUCUGCUUGGCUCAGCAGACCUGGGGGUGUGUCUCCACAAGUCCUCCAGUGGUUUGGAUUUGCCCAUGAAGGUGGUGGAUAUGUUUGGCUGCUGUUUGCCUGUGUGUGCAAUACAUUUUGAGUGUUUACAUGAGCUGGUGAAACACAAUGAAAAUGGCCUGAUAUUCAGGGACUCAAGUGAACUUGCAGAACAGCUCAAGAUGCUUUUCCUGGGAUUUCCUACACUGGAAAGCAAACUUCACAGCUUCAGAAGAAACCUCCGUGCAUCCCAGCAGCUGCGCUGGGAUGAGAGUUGGGACCAGACUGUGCUUCCUUUGCUUGGGUAGAAUGAAUGACUUGGUGAGGGAGGAGGCCCCAAAACAGCUCCUACAUUCCUGGAGCUGUUGAUAAACAGCAAACAAACACUU
Molecule: messenger RNA, 1552 nt
Organism: Apus apus (common swift)
Lineage: Eukaryota; Metazoa; Chordata; Aves; Apodiformes; Apodidae
Gene: ALG1
Product: ALG1 chitobiosyldiphosphodolichol beta-mannosyltransferase
Exons: 13
Coding region: 89-1471 (460 amino acids)
Cellular component (GO): endoplasmic reticulum
Molecular function (GO): mannosyltransferase activity
Source: RefSeq, a predicted model, not a curated record